Molecule: messenger RNA, 1062 nt
Organism: Thyridium curvatum
Lineage: Eukaryota; Fungi; Ascomycota; Sordariomycetes; Thyridiales; Thyridiaceae
Exons: 2
Coding region: 1-1062 (353 amino acids)
Biological process (GO): lipid homeostasis
Cellular component (GO): endoplasmic reticulum; membrane
Source: RefSeq, a predicted model, not a curated record
AUGAGGGAUCCGUUCCCUCCCAUACCUGCCUUGAGCAGGGCAGUACAGCCUUUCGCCGACAAGUACAACCUGCCAGCACUGCCCCUGCAUAUACACGAAGUCCUCUUCGCGGUCGUGUUUUACUACUUCGUCCACCUUGUUGUAUCGCCAUGGCUUUCGACAAAGUGGUUUCCCGCCUACUAUCCUAAACAACGAGGGAAAAGGGUAAAUUGGGACUCGCAUGUAGUCUCCCUCGUUCAGAGCACAUUCAUCAACAUCGUGGCGCUGUAUGUCAUGGUCUUUGACGAGGAACGCAAGCACAUGGAUUGGGAACAAAGGAUCUAUGGCUACACCGGCAUGUCGGGGUUCGUCCAGUCCAUGGCUGCUGGCUACUUCAUCUGGGAUCUGAUCACCACGGUCGUCUUCAUUGACGUUUUUGGUCUUGGCCUCCUGGCCCAUGCCUCGAGUGCUCUACUAGUGUACUCCUUCGGCUUCAGGCCGUUUCUGAACUACUACGGCUGCACCUUCAUCCUCUAUGAACUGUCAACGCCCUUCUUAAACAUCCACUGGUUCUUCGACAAACUCAAUAUGACCGGCUCCAAGGCACAGCUAUACAACGGCAUAACGCUUUUGUUCGUCUUCUUCUCGUGCCGCCUGAUCUGGGGAACUUUCCAGUCUGGUCGCGUCUACGUAGAUAUGUGGAAGGCCAUUCAUACUGGCCCGACCAUGCCCCUCUCCACGGAGACGCCCAAGAAUUCUUCGAUCGCGUACGGCAACGACGACCUCAUGGUCUUUGCCAAGGAUGCGACUCCCAUUCCGGUCUGGCUGGCCGGCCUGUAUUUCGCAAGCAACAUCGUUCUCAACUCGCUGAAUUGGCACUGGUUCUUCAAGAUGAUCAAGGCAGUCAAAAAGCGGUUCGAACCGGCCAAGGAGGCGCCCAAGGAGACUCCCAAGGAAAAGAUUGACGGCAAAAGCACGGCAACUGGCGCCCAAAUCGCUCUCGAGAAACUGGACGAGUUGCGUCGCCGCGCCAUUGCCGAAGGUGUCCCCACCAUCGAAGACGACUUGGCAGACAUGCAAUAA